CCUCCUCCCUGCAGAAAGCAAAGAGCCUAUCGGUUUGUCCAGGGGAAGGACUGGGGCUUCAAGAAGUUCAUUAGAAGAGAUUUCCUGCUUGAUGAAGGUGCAGCGUCCUCCGACAGCUGGGCUGUAAAGAUGGGAAAAACUGGAAUAGCAAUCAUGCCACGGACAUAAUGGAGACGGCAGGCUGGAAGUCAAUGAUCCAGUCCCAUCCUCACUUAGUGGCCGAGGCCUUCAGAGCCCUGGCAUCGGCGCAGUGCCCGCCCUUCGGCCUGCCGAGGAAACGCCUAAAACAGUCCUGACUGCUGCAGCCCUCUGAUCCAGACAGAGCUGAGGCAGCCCUCUGAUCCAGACACUAGGAGCUGAGAGCUGAGACAGCAUGGAGACCCCACCCCCCGAGCAGGGAUGAACAGAGCUGGGAGGCUAACUGGUUGGGAGGCUAACUGGCUGGGAGCAUGGGAGACUGACUCCAACUGGUGGAAAGAAACGUUUGGUUUUGGUCCUCAAGUUUUGUCUGCUAUUUUUCUGUCAUUUCAAAUGGCCUUAAUCCAUCUGCCAUUGGAGCUGAUCUACUGUGUUCUCUCUAUUUGACUGACUGCCCCGUCCCACAGACCAGGCUGCCCCGUCCCACAGACCAGGCUGCCCCGUCCCACAGACCAGGCUGCCCCGUCCCACAGACCAG
Molecule: messenger RNA, 676 nt
Organism: Salvelinus sp. IW2-2015
Lineage: Eukaryota; Metazoa; Chordata; Actinopteri; Salmoniformes; Salmonidae
Source: RefSeq, a predicted model, not a curated record